This is a messenger RNA of Vicia villosa (hairy vetch), 942 nucleotides long. RefSeq lists its product as uncharacterized. Bases 1 to 942 code for a protein of 313 amino acids. The transcript has a single exon. The record is from RefSeq and is a predicted model, not a curated record. Lineage: Eukaryota; Viridiplantae; Streptophyta; Magnoliopsida; Fabales; Fabaceae.
AUGAUUCAGGAAGCUGGACUAUUAAAGACUGUGUGCAAUCUUCCCAAAUGUUAUGAGAGACUGGUCAAAGAAUUUGUGGUGAACCUAUAUGAAGAUUGUGGAAACAGCAAGAGUCCGGACUUCAGAAAGGUGUUUGUGAGAGGUAAGUGUGUUUCGUUCUCUCCUUAUGUGAUUAAUAACUUCUUGGCAAGAACAGAUGAAGCUCAACCCGAGCUUGAAGUGACAGACAACAAGGUUUGUCAAGUGAUCACAACCAAGCAAGUAAAAAGCUGGCCCUUAAAAGAGAAACUAACUGCAAGUAAGCUGAGCAUCAAGUAUGCAAUGCUUCACAAGAUAGGAGCAGCUAAUUGGGUACCAACGAAUCACAAGUCCACUAUCUCAACUGUUCUUAGCAGAUUUCUGUAUGCUGUAGGAACAAAAACAAAGUUUGACUAUGGAACAUAUAUUUUCGACCAAACUAUGAAGCAUGCUGGAAGCUUCAGUGUUAAGGGUCCAAUUGCCUUUCCAUCCCUCCUGUGUGGCAUAAUUCUGACUCAGUAUCCCAACAUUCUCAAUGAGCAUGAUGUAGUAUGCAAAAGAGAAAAUCCCUUGGCUUUCCACUAUAAAUUGUUUCAGGGUACGCAUGUUCCAGACAUUGUCAUGACAUCGGCUGCAACAUCCAAGUCUGGAGCAUCAUCCAGCAAAGCAGAAGUCAUAGCAAUGUUAAAAGAAACCUACAAAGAGUUGGAAGCUAGGAAGAUAUCCCUUGAAAAGAUGAUAAGUACUCUGGAAAUGGAUGAGAAUAAAGAAUUUGUAGAUGCUGUAGAUAUGGCAGAUGAAGAUGAAAAAGAGAAGGAAGUAGAACCAGAAGAAGAAGUCGAAGAAGAGAGUGCCAGUCCUGAUGAUGGCUCUGAGAAUGGAAGUUAUGCAGACACCUCUAAUGGGUCUGACUCUGUGCAGUAA